AUCGUGCGAACGAAUUGUAUCUCGUGGGCACACAAUAUCAUUUCGUGGCCUCAAAAUACAUUUCUAAAAUCUAUCCGUGAUCCUUCCUGGAAUCCGUCCAGAACAACUAGCUAAGAUUGGUAAAGCAGGUAGGGAAUAGGCCUAGGACAUUGUGGGUAUUCUGAGUAGUAGCCUAGUGGGGUACAGGACACACAGAAAACGGUGGUAGAAUCAAAUGUUUGAAGGAGAUAGGAUUAUUUAGUAGAAUUUAGUGGGUUUUGUUUUGAGGAUAGAAUUCCUGUGAUGUAAAGUAGUCUGGUUAGCUACGUACUCCGAUACAGUAGUGGCGGUAUGCAUUUUAAGUAAUGGUUGCAACCCGCCAUUAAAUCAAAAGAAGAAGAAGACACCCUGCUUUCUAGGGAUUACGUUCUCGGUGGCUGCACAGUAUAACAUGUCUACAGACAUGCCGCCGGGCAGUCUGAAUGUGGAGUCGCAGCUUUUGUCCAUAAUGGACGAGCUGGUGAAAGCGGCGGUGGUGGAAAUCAGUCAGCUUUUCUCGGUGAGCUCGGCGUCUCUCCGCCUGAAUCUAACCCAGAGUCUGAAGGAAAACGAAGCCCUGAGGAUGAGGAUGAAGGUGAUGAGGAGCGAGCUCUUCUCACUCAAGCUGCAGACUAGGACCAACCGACCGGCGAGCCGCUUUUCCCCGAUCAGAGGAAGUACACCCAAACCACGGGCUAAACCCCAAGUUGUCAUUAAGCCACCAGUGGCUCAAAAGACGGGUGGGGAAGCUGCUUCUAUUACUUUACAAUCAGAGAACAAGACUUCUGCCACUCCAGUGGAGUGUGCAGGCGGGGAGAUCCCAGAUGUCAUCCUGAUCAAAGAUGAAGAUGACGUCGGCGGAUGUGGACCAGUUGUAGGUCAGAAUGACUUUGGAAACCCCAGUAUGCAGGGUGAUGUUUCUACAGGGACUCAGAAUUUAGAGUCCUGCCUGACUAGUGAUAAUAAGGAGCUGAGAAUCGUGAGUGUUCACGGACGAGGGGAAGGGCCUCUGCAGGAGGAGAGAGACACCUUCUUCACUGUCUCUGAACUCCAGGCUUUUAGCUCUCUGUCUCCUGACCAUAACGUCAUUCAUGACAGUCUCCAGAAUUUCACCACUGGUGCCAGUGACAGAGCCCCGAUGAGAGGAAUGCAGGAUAACAGAAACAACCAACUGGAACAAAAUCAUUCCACCCAAAUGGCUUCAACAGCAUUUAAUCCUGCAAUAAAUACACAAAUAGUAGGAGCUGAUGGUCAAGUGGGGCACCCUAGUCUUGUCAGCCAGUUUGCCCAGCAGCAGAAUGUCUUCCCUCACGGUGUCAACAAAUCUCUGGACUGCAGCUUCUGUGGCGAGCGCUUCCUCAGCCGUGAAGACCUGAUUGUGCACAGGGCAAGUCACACCGGAGAAUCGCCCGUUCUUUGUACCUUUUGCGGUAAAUCGUUCAUCAACAAGAAUACGCUGGGUAUCCACAUGCGCAUUCACACUGGGGAAAAGCCGUACGCUUGUACGCAAUGUGGGAAACGCUUCACGCAGAACGGCAGCCUGAAGAUCCACCUGAGGACCCACUCUGGAGAGAAGCCAUACACCUGCAAUCAGUGCAGUGCCAGCUUCAACAACCCCAGCAACCUGCGCAGACACAUGACCACACACAACCCUAAUGGAGUGCUCUGACCAAUAACGAUACAAAGUUUGAAGAUUAAUGUAAAGCUUUUACAUUUUUAAGCAUGUUACUUUUACUGACACUUGUCACAGUGUGUAUUCGGGGAAUGUGUGUUUCCUCCAGUAGCUUAUGUUCUUGUCCUUUUGUGUUUCUAGUUUUGGAACUGCACAGGGAACUUGUCAUGCUUCAAAUGUACUUGAUGAAGUACUACUAGUACACCAGCAUAGCUUGACAACAUUCCAGUAAAAUCAACGGACUGUGGUACAUUCUUUUUAAUUCUGAAUGAGCCCCGCCAUAGGAAAACAACAUUCAAAAAUGCCUUUUUAUUUGUCUUUGCUUUUUUAAACUGUCUGAAAAGCAGACAAACGUAUGCCUUAUUCAUCAUUUAAGGAAAAUAUGCAAUACCUUCAUAAAGAAAAAAAAUGACUGACACAACCAUCUCUGCAAAUUAGACAACUGUAGCUCAAUGCUAGAUAAGUAAUUAUUCAAUUUGUCGAACCCGUGGUCGCUGGGUCGAGGAGUAAACCUCUAUAUAUGGGCGCCUGCUCCACCAGGUGAGCUACCCCUCAGAGGCUAUCUUGACUGAUUUGACACCAUCAACACUUGGAGGAAAGCAUUUGCAGGCCAGAGAGGGACGGGGAUGGCUAAUGGCCAUUUUACAGUAGCCACCGACGCAGGUCUGGAAGCUAAAGUGGCCAAAAUCAUGAACAGUGACAUUGAAAUAAAGAAUAAUACAGUUAUUGAUGGCGUUAUGGAUAAAAAUCAAUUGUGUUGUAUCACAUUAAUAUUGUGAUAUAGUAAAUACUCAAGAAACUUUAUCUUAAACACAAAUUAAGGCCUGACAAAUUAAGGUAGGGCUGCUCGAUUAUGAAAAAAAAAAAUCAUAAUCACAAUUAUUUCACAUGAUUACUUAUUACCUUUUGGAAAGAUGUUGCAUUUGUUGAAAUAAAUAAAAAAACAGAUCAACAGUGAAAACUAUAUGAGAGUGUACUUGCUAAAUGUUAUGUGCAAAAUAAUUGUUUUUUUCGAUUACAUUGUUUUUGUGAUUGUUGGGAGCUGGCAUCAAAAUUGCGAUCAAAACUUGAUUAAUUGCUAAGCCCUAAAUUAAGGUAUUCACUUCCAAUAUAGUCAUAAAUCAGUCAUGCACAUUUGUUUGCCCACAGUGGCCUAAUGCAGAUAUUAAAGGGAUCACAUUUUGUAACUGGUCUGCAAAAUCCAGUUAUGAUAUGGUUUGCAAAUGUUUGGUAUAAAUUGGUAUAUAUUGCCGUAGUGCCCCACCCUAGGUACAAUAAAAAAAAUUACCAGAAUGCUAAUGUAAAGUGUUCUUGAAAGAUUCUCACGUCACAACAUUGACAAAGAUUCCCAUGCACUGACUAAGCUUCAGACCUGGAUUUAUCAAUAUAAACAUAACUUAUUAGGAAGUACAAAUGUUUGGCUUAGCCUACUGUUUACUGAGCUGCAUACCUGACAAAAGGAGAUACACAUUUAACCGUCUUUCAUUUGUGUGUGUGUUUCAUUUAAAAAGAAAAUUAACUACCUCCACUGUUGUCUCUCUUUUCCUCUUUUUGUACUCCCCAUAUGGUUUCAGACACAGCAAUAAUCAGUGUA
Perca flavescens (yellow perch) is the source of this 3284-nucleotide messenger RNA. RefSeq names its product zinc finger protein with KRAB and SCAN domains 1. The transcript has 5 exons. NCBI's taxonomy places the organism in Eukaryota, Metazoa, Chordata, Actinopteri, Perciformes, Percidae. The record is from RefSeq and is a predicted model, not a curated record. Gene Ontology annotation, biological process: regulation of transcription by RNA polymerase II. Gene Ontology annotation, molecular function: DNA-binding transcription factor activity, RNA polymerase II-specific. Bases 431 to 1687 code for a protein of 418 amino acids. Gene Ontology annotation, cellular component: nucleus.